AAGGCACAGGCUCUUAGGGGUGUCUCAGGAUGAGGAGAGAGAUAGUUCAUGGAGAUGCCUCACCAUAUAUGGGGUGACAAAGAGGUUUCCUGGUGCAAUGGGAAAGGGACAGGUUGCAAGGAGAGGGGUGUCCCAGGACUUUGCAAUAGGGGAACAGUUAGGGAUGGGUGUCCCUGGACUUCAUGUGUGCUUGUGUUUGUGUGCGUGUGUAGCAUCACUCGGGGUAUCCUAGAACUGUGGGGGUCACUUGGCUUUUUCCUGUUGGAGAAUGGACCAUUAGGCCUUAGGCAUCCAGGGGGAAGGUACUGACCUCCACAUAAAAGUCAGAGAUGUCCUAGCUCCAGUUCUGCAGGCUCCUUCAUUCUGCGGCUCCAGCCCCUGAACUGUGGUGACGUCAAGCCAGUUGGGAUCACCUCACUCGUGUGCUCCUUCCAUCUUCGCUUUUGAUCAUGUCUCUGCAGCCUUAGAAAUAGGAGUCUUUAUAUGCCUACGGAUGUAGCAGUCUUUAAGCAAGUCCAGUCUGCAAUCCGUGGGUUUAUUCAGAAGCUUAAAUUAGGGAUUUUUUUUUUUCUUUUCUUUUCAAAUCUGAAUUUCCCAGUUGAGUUCCUGUGGGAUUCUUUGAGAGGACAGACUCCCUCUACAUUUAACAUUUAACUAGUCAGUUUAUGGAAAAUCUGCUUAAUUCAGCAAAUGUUGAGUUAAAUUGUCUACUGUGCUCAAAGCACUGUGUUGUGGGAAAUCUCAGAGAAGAGCAAGACAAGGCCCUUACCCUCGAGGAACCUUGUCUAGCUGGGAAGAUGAGACAGAUUCCUGUGAAAUAGGCAAUGAUUUUAGGGGGGAGCUGUUGGCCGAUGACUAAGCUUUCACUAUUCUACGCCCUCUGCCAUGAUGGGGCCAGGCAGACCUGCCUCAGCCUGUGAUCAUCUAGCAUCUAGUGUCCAGCUGGAUGAGAGGAACGACCCCAGGAAACUUCAGACCCAGAACCAGCUGCAGUUUAAUAGGAAUGUGCCUACACAUUCGAGCAACUUGGCAGUCCGCUACUCUUGCCCACAUGGAAUUAGAAUUGAAAAACUGAAGCACUCGUGCAAUGAGUCAGAUCAGUGUAGAGACGGUCCUGACCUAAGCGGUUCUGUUUCGUUUUCUGUCGUAUCAGAAGAGAGACUUAGCUAUGCCGUCCACCUGGCCAAGAGGGAUGUAAAGCGGAGACAGCUUGAAGAACACAUAAAAGAACGUCAUCUCGGGAGCCAGCCCCGAGUUGCCCAGCAGUGUGGACGCUCCAAGCAUGACGUGUCUGCCCAGAGGCUGGAAAGGAAGGAAUCCAAGAGGCGGGGCCGCCGCCAGCCGUCCAAAGUCGAAAUCUCCAGCUCGGGAGCUACGGUCUACCUGUGCACGUCUCCUCCAGGGCUGUCGGAGCUCCCCAAGCCAAAUUCGCCCCCCACUCGUGACCCAGGACUUCAGCCCCCCACCGCAGGGGACCACAAAAGCCUGUGUGAGCACAAAACCCUGUUGGAAGUUCAGCGACUCCAGAAAGAACUGAGCAGUUGCAUCCAGAAAAUUGAAGAGGUAACUAAAAAAGAUCGCAUGGAGGAAGCUUUGGAUCCUGAUGAAGAGCGGAGGGCCCGUGUCAGGAGGCAGGAGCAGGCUGUCCGUUCUGCCCGAAUGCUCUACGUCCUCCAGCAGCAGGUGAAAGAAAUCCAGGAAGAAUUGGAUAAAUUGAGUCCACAUAAAAUUAAACACACUAAGAAGUCCUGGGCAGUGUCCAGGCUGGCAGCUGCCCAUCGAGGAGCCAUUCGGGCCUUACAGAUGUUUGUUACUCAGUUUACCGACCGGGGGGAGCACCCACUUCCUGCUCGGUGCAGGGAGCUGGGCAGCCUCAUUCGCCAGCUUUCACUCUGUUCUGCCAAGUUGGAGGCCGAUUCUUCUGUUCCUGAUGUGGUUAUAGAUAUCCUGCAACAAAUCGAGGCUUUGGAAUCCCUCCUGGAAAAGAAACUGUCACCAAAAAAGGCGAAGCAAUGUUUCAGUGAAAUUCGGAGCAGAUUUCCCGUUGGUACCCAGAGGGCCUUAGACAGAUGGCGAAGCACAUCCCCAAAGAGUGAGAGGAGGCCUCUUGUAGCGAAGGAGGUAUUUCUACAGGAAACAAGACGACCUCCAGUAGCAAAGAAGCUUCUUACUGAUAAGCAUCACCCUGAUGAUGCAGAGCUUCCGGUGACCCCAAGGUUGGAGAAGGAGCUUGAUGUAUUAGAUGCGGAAAUCCUUCCGGAAGAAGCCUCAUCCAUUCUAGACCAAAACACAAGCUUCAAAGAGGCACUAGCCCUGCCAAAAACAAGAGCAGUGAAAAAGAAGCUUGUGACUGAGAACGUGCCACCAUUUAGGAAGAAAGAUACUCUGGCAGCGGCAAGACUACAACAAGGACUCCACAAAGCUGAAAAAAGUAGACCCACCCAAUCUUACAGCAAAAGCAGGUUGCAGCGGACAACGGUCUCAUCCAGAUUAAAGAUGAACCAACAGCCUGUGAAAAACCACAGGGCUCCCUUGAUACCUCCAAAUCCCACAUCCCCACCGGCCUCUCCUAAAUGUGCUGCCUGGCUAAAGGUGAAAUCUAGCCCCACAGAUGCCACAAAAGAACAGUCUCUCCAGCCAGAAGAUGCUCCAGAGGAAAGCCAGCUGAGAGGUGCUGUCGCGCACGAAGCAGCGAGACUCGCUUGGCUUGAUGUGGAAACUUCCAAGAGAUUGAAGGCGUUAGAAGAAUUAAAAGAUGAAGAAAUGGACAGAAUGCAAAAACAGAGGCUCGAUUGGCUGGACGCUGAAACUUCCAGAAGAACAAAGGAAUUGAAUGAACUCAAAAGUGAAGAAGUAGAUAGGCUUCACAAACUGAGUGUUUCUGCCACCCAGUUAGCGGACAAAGUGGAGAAGGCAGUCCUGGAGCGUUUGAAGCCUCUCUUGGUCAAGGCCCAGAGAGUCAAUUCUUCUCUGGAAGCAGAUUCUCAUUUGAAGAAUCAGCCAUCAGUAAACGCAGCGACAGCCCGGCCUGCCGAGGAGGCUCCAGCUAUUGAUUGUGGACCCAGUAACAUUCGUCAGCUGGAUGACUUUUUGGACGAUACUGCUCAUGAGCUCUGGGCUGUGACUCACUCUAAGAUCUUGGAGUCUGACACCUUGGCCACCUUGGGGGACAGCAGGGACAGCCCGUAUCUGGAGACCAUGAUGCUCCGAAUGGAGGAAAUGGAAAAAUACCAGGAGACAGUUCGUCAAAGAUACAGUAAAAUUGUAUAUACUGAUCCUCAUCUUUGGAUGCAGGAAGAAAAAAAAGACCGAAACAUCCCAGCAGUAAGUGAAAGGCCUCUUUCUCCUCAUCCAAUCAGGAUCACAAAGACAGCAGCUCGCAAAGACCCCGACGUGAACAUUGUAUUGGAGAGGCCCUGCAACAGCACUUCCCUGGAUGAAAGUGUGGGAACAGAAGAGAGAUCGAAGAAAAGAGAGGCUCCCCUUCUCUCCCUUUCAGAAGACUCUCUGCAGAGGGAGGGCCGGGUGGCCCUCUCUGUCCCGCCGGGCAUGUGGCGCAGCAUCGGUGACUACUGCAGCCGCUUUGAGCACUACCUCCGGGUGGUGGCACACGAGGCCGUGGGCGCCUUCAACCCCUGGCUGAUAGCUGAAAGCUUUUCAGACGAGCUGGUAGAUGAAGCCCUGGGGGCCGUGGCUGCUGAACUUCAGGAUGUGUGUGAAGAUUAUGCAGAAGCCGUGUUCACCUCAGAAUUCUUGGAGGCAGCUACAUAAAGGCUGUCCCAGGCGGGGCCCCUCUUGUCACACUGACUGGAGAAGGGACGGCCCCCCCCUUCAUUUUAGCCCCAGGCCAUCGUUGUCCUCAGCUGCCCAUCCAGGCCCAGAAAGUGCUGCUCACUCAAAGGAAGGACAUGCCAGUGAGGUCGUCUCCUCACUGUCAGAGCCCUGGUUCUGGUGGUUUAUCGUGGAAUGUGUUAUACUCAUCAGUGCCCAGGAAAUGUGAAUCGGUUAUGACAGUGUAAUACCUUCUGAAUGUAUGAUUUUCCUACUGAGAUACCCUGUCCACUCCACUGGCUCCGUUUGGUGGCCAGAAUAUGUUGAAAGGUAAUGCAUAGUCUGUUCUACACAGGGAAUCCAGUUGCCGUUGCCCCGCAGGUGGCACGGAUGCCCGCCCAGGCGCAGCUGCUCCCCGGUCCUGUCACCUGGCCCGCGUUUCCCUCUUUGUCAGUUUCCUCUCAGGACGCCCAUCAUCCUGGGCUGCAGGCGCGUGUCCAGCACGGGGCUUCGUUAUGUUGCCAAACCUCUGCUCUGACAUUAAACCUGGAAGCCACCAGUUAAUAGUGCACAACAAUAAACACACUUCUCUAAUUCUCAGUUCCUAGGUGCUUCUUCAUAGUCUCAGCUCCUCAGGGCUUUUAUUGCUGUGGGUUGGCCUAGUCUGAAAAAUUCUGUCUGGAUUCAGAGGAGGUUGGAGGACGUCAGGAGAGGGCCAGCCUUCUCCGGGGCCCGUUUGGAGGUUCAGGGCUCACUUUCCUCUUGGCUGAGGUCACAAGCUUCACCAAAAAGGAGCCUGUGUGGGAGGAGAGAACAGACCUGGCCGGUGUGAAGACCGCGGGGAGGGAGGAAGAAGGAACCUGAAUUCAGAAGAAGAGGGUGUAAAACAAGACCACUACCCGGAAGAAGUUUCCCUGGCAUUUUUGCCUGAGGCUUUGGCGGAGGACGUGUGGAGAGCGAGUGACGUGCGAGGUGCCCCACGGAAUAAUGUGAAGCUUUUUAUAGCACCUACAGUCUUGUCAUCUGGGGUUUUUCUCUGAAGUGCAAGUAUUUCAGGUGAUAACUUAAGAUGCUUGAUCACACUUUCUUGUGCAAAAUUGAUUUUCGUUUAAUGUUAAUGCUUUCCUGCUUAAUUUUAUACAACCUCAGAAUUUAAAAGACUUCAAGGGAAAUUAAAUGUCUUUAAUUUAAGGAGUUACGUAUGUACAUGUGAAUUGUCAGGAGUGUCUCAUUGAUAACAAUUUGUGUGGCAGUUUUUACUGUGCUGAUUUUUUUUUUGUAAUAAACUCAAUAUUUUAAAGUA
Messenger RNA from Phacochoerus africanus (Common warthog), 5074 nucleotides. RefSeq names its product KIAA0753 ortholog. Gene Ontology annotation, biological process: centriole replication; protein localization to centrosome. NCBI's taxonomy places the organism in Eukaryota, Metazoa, Chordata, Mammalia, Artiodactyla, Suidae. The transcript is spliced from 19 exons. Bases 886 to 3771 code for a protein of 961 amino acids. Gene Ontology annotation, cellular component: centriolar satellite. The record is from RefSeq and is a predicted model, not a curated record.